AUGGCAUCCAAGCUAUUCAGUCCAAAACAUCUGCGCGUCUUCUCCCCGAGGCCGCAGAUGCUGGAUGAGGCGUUCUGCUACGGCCCGUUUAACCGUAGCAUGCAGAGGAGGUGGAAGAAGCCGGUGGACUCAGCGCGGACUCGCCUGGAGGGCAGAACAAGGGACCACAGGCUGGACAAGCUGAUGAUCCAACUCAAGAACCUGAGGCUGGCCUUGGACUUGCACGCCGUCAUAUCCCAGCAGAGGAACGGCUACGCGUCUCUCCAGCUACUUCUGAGGUGGAGGCGUGAGAUCGGCCUCAACACCGAGAUCGGCGCUUUCCUUAAGAAAUACCCCCGCAUUUUCGAGAUCUAUGUGCACCCUGUCAAAAGGAACCAUUGCUGCAGGAUCACCCAGAAGAUGGCUGAUCUGGUCGCGGAAGAAGAUGCUGUUCUCAGGGAAAACGAAUCCGCUGUGGUUCAGCGGCUCAAGAAACUUCUCAUGAUGUCUACGGACGGAACUCUCAAUAUGCAUGCGUUAUGGCUCAUAAGGAAGGAGCUUGGUCUGCCUGAUGACUACAGGUCUUCUAUGCUGCCAAACCAUCUGUCUGAUUUUUCUCUUGAAACCCCUGAUACUCUGACAUUGAUCACCAGGGAUGAGAAUCUAGCUGUUGCUAGUGUCGAAGAAUGGAGGGACAAGGAGUAUACAGAAAAAUGGUUGGCAGAAUAUGAGACCAAAUAUGCUUUUCCAGUAAACUUCCCUACAGGCUUUAAGAUUGAGAAAGGUUUUAGGGAAAAGCUUAAGAAUUGGCAGAGGCUUCCCUACACCAAACCUUACGAGAAGAAUGAUUUGCAUCCAAUCACCAACGCUGAGAGGCUUGAGAAACGUAUUGUUGGUAUUCUUCAUGAACUCUUAAGCUCGACAGUCGAAAAGAUGCUGCCACUGGAGAGGUUGUCACACUUCAGGAGACCAUUUUUGAUGGAGGUAAACUUGCGGGAACUUCUUCUUAAGCACCCUGGCAUUUUCUACAUCUCGACUAAAGGAAGCACGCAAACUGUGCUUCUUAGGGAGAGUUAUAAUAAAGGAUGUUUGGUUGAGCCAAACCCUGUUUAUAGCGUGCGAAGGAAAAUGCUAGAGCUGAUUUUGGCCGGAUGUCGGGGCAUUGUUCAAACUGAAAAUGCCAUCUCGCUUGUUGAGGAGGAUAGCCAGGGAAGCAGUCAUGGGUCACAGAAUCACACAUGCCAGGUGGAUAACAUGAAUUCCAUGUCACAGUUUGAAAGUGACUCCUCUGUAGAGUCAUUUUCUUGA
This is a messenger RNA of Triticum turgidum subsp. durum (durum wheat), 1287 nucleotides long. Lineage: Eukaryota; Viridiplantae; Streptophyta; Magnoliopsida; Poales; Poaceae. The record is from the annotation of a GenBank genome assembly.